GUUUAGAGCCAGUAGACUACGGUUUUAUGUGUUCAAUUAUUUAUGCUCAAUUGCAAAUUCAAUGUCAUCUAUCCAAGUCUUUUUGCGAUUUAUCUUUAAUGUGUGUCUUUAAAUUAACUUUAGAGUAACAUUUCGGUUGAUAUAAAACAAUCUUUCUUUCUUCAGUCCAACUCUAAUCAUACUCUCUCUCUCUCUAAUUUGACUUAACAGACCUCUUUUGAUCACCACCUUUAUGACUGUUUCUAAUUAUCCUCAAAUGCUUUUGAACAUUUCGUCAAUCUGGAACAAACGUAACACUUGAGAACCAAACGACGGUCUCCUAUAAAUGCGCUCUUGGUUUAAAACGGAUGCAGUGUCCUCUUGUUUUCACAAAUACUGAGGUCCUUAAAAGGUCAGACUUUAAUAGAAAUUUAAAUGUCACUGAAAUGAGUUGAGAAGCAUUACGUUCUUGUCAACAUUUGUUUCAUAGAGAAUGAAAUUGUGGGCAUGGAAGUAUCAAAUCAUGUUUAUUUAUUUGUUUACAUUCUAAAUGACGGUUGCCUUUAAUAAGAUCCCUGGUAAAGUAGGCUCUCGGCUCCAUCUGUUUCAAGAGCUGAAGUCAAAAGAGCACAAAAAUGGCAUUUUCACUUAUAAUUGCAUGACCUUGUCUUGUGCUCGGUUACAAGACACUUUUUGUUAUUUUUGAUUAUAGCUCUGAUCAAGAACAGAGAAGGACCAAUGUAGAUGUUUUAUUACAAUGACAUGUAUAACAGCUCUACGAUAUGAACCUCUGACUCAUACGGCACCUUGUACUACUCUGCUGUUAUGCUGCACUUUUUGUGGUCACAGCUUGAAUAAGUUCUGUUUCCAUCUGUGUUUGCAUCUAUUGUUAAGAUCUCUAAUUAUUUAAGAGUCUGAAUAACAUUUUUUUUUUUUUCAUAUAUAAAAAGGUCACUCAUGACACUUUGACCCUGAAAAUCAUGCAUUUGGCAUUUUCCUAAUGCUGUAUUUUAAUCAUGUCUGCUUUAUUUCUGAAACAGCCAUGAUAGCAGCCCAGUGAUGAUUGAUGGCAAUGCUUUCUUUUUUCUGGUUGUUGGCCACUAAGAGUGAUGAAACUAGUUUUGAGGUUCUGAGGGGGAGGGAAGGCAAUUAGCUCAUGGCGUAAAAUCCGCCAACGUGAAGACCAUCAAUCUAGAUGACUGAAGCCACAUGUUCAAACAUGAGUCAGCUAAGGUCCCUGGCUGGUGCUCUAAGAAGCAGGAGCCAAUGGAUGAUGGGGCACGUGGGGACAGGGAAGCGAGUUUUUGACCCACGCCGUAACUGUUCCAGCGGGGCUCCUGAGCCUUCAUUGGCGGCCUGCAGCUCUAGUUAUGUCGUGGAGAUGUACUACGCUUGGCUGGAGGAUCACAAAAACGUUCAUGAGUCUUGGGAUGCAUACUUCCGUAACGCCCAAGCCAGCAGUUCAGAGGAGUCUGGAGAAAAGCGUCUUUCUGCACUGCUCCAGGGAAGAGGCCAGUCUCAGACACCUGCCAUGUCACAGAAGGUGGUGGAGGAUCAUUUGGCCGUCCACACUCUUAUCAGAGCCUAUCAGGUACGUGGUCACCAUGUGGCCAGGCUGGACCCUCUUGGCAUCCUUACUGCCGACCUUGACUCCUUUGUUCCCUCAGAUUUGAUUACAUCAAUUGACAAGCUUGAGUCGUACGGCUUGGGAGAAUCUGAUCUCGAUAAAUCAUUUCAGUUGCCACUAACCACAUUUAUUGGGGGAAAUGAAAGCACACUCCCACUGAGAGAAAUCAUACACAGACUUGAGACAUCAUACUGUGGACAUACUGGAGUGGAAUUCAUGUUUAUCAACAAUAUGGAGCAGUGCCAAUGGAUCCGACAGAAGUUUGAAUCUCCAGGAAUCAUGAUAUUUUCUGACAGAGAGAAGAGGACCUUGCUGGCCAGGCUGGUUCGCUCAACACGGUUUGAGGACUUUCUUGCUCGCAAAUGGUCUUCAGAGAAACGUUUUGGUUUGGAAGGCUGUGAGGUCCUCAUCCCUGCCCUGAAGAUGAUCAUUGACAAGUCCAGCGAGGCUGGUAUAGAGAGUGUAAUUAUGGGAAUGCCUCACAGGGGGCGACUGAAUGUCCUGGCCAAUGUAGUUCGCAAAGAUUUGGAUCAGAUAUUCUGUCAGUUUGAUUCCAAACUUGAGGCUGCAGAUGAGGGUUCAGGAGACGUGAAAUAUCACUUAGGGAUGUACCAUGAACGGAUCAACAGGGAAACGGAUAAGAAUAUCACCUUGUCUCUGAUGGCUAACCCCUCUCACCUGGAGGCAGUAGAUCCUGUCGUUCAGGGCAAGACUAAGGCAGAACAGUUCUACAGAGGAGACACGGAAGGAAGGAGGGUGAUGUCCAUUCUCAUGCAUGGUGAAGCUGCAUUUGCGGGUCAGGGAGUCGUAUAUGAAACCUUCCAUCUCAGUGAACUGCCUUCAUAUACAACUCAUGGCACCAUCCAUGUUGUAGUCAAUAAUCAGAUUGGAUUCACCACAGAUCCCCGAAUGGCACGGUCCUCUACUUACCCAACGGAUGUGGCCCGUGUGGUCAACGCACCCAUCUUCCAUGUCAACGCUGAUGACCCAGAGGCUGUGAUGUAUGUGUGCAAGGUUGCUGUAGAAUGGAGAAACACUUUCAACAAAGAUGUGGUGAUUGACCUGGUGUGUUACCGGCGGUUUGGACAUAAUGAGAUGGAUGAACCCAUGUUCACUCAACCCCUCAUGUACAAACAGAUCCGCAAACAGGAACAUGUGCUGAAGAAGUAUGCAGACAAGCUCAUCUCUGAGGGAGUUGUAACACUGCAAGAGUUUGAGGAGGAGGUUGCUAAAUAUGACAAGAUCUGUGAGGAGGCGUAUACCAGCUCUAAAGAUGAGAAGAUCCUACACAUCCGCAACUGGCUUGACUCUCCGUGGCCAGACUUCUUCAAACCAGAUGGAGAGCCAAAGAGCAUGAGCUGCCCUCCCACCGGACUAAGUGAAGAUGUGCUCAUGCACAUUGGUUCGGUAGCCAGUUCAGUCCCUCUAAAGGACUUUGCCAUUCAUAGUGGCUUGUCACGUAUCCUUCGAGGCAGAGCGGAUAUGGUUUCAAAACGCACAGUGGACUGGGCCCUGGCAGAGUACAUGGCCUUUGGCUCUUUGCUGAAGGAUGAUGUUCAUGUGAGACUCAGUGGACAAGAUGUGGAAAGAGGAACGUUUAGUCACCGUCACCACGUCUUGCAUGAUCAGGAAGUUGAUAAGCGCUUCUGCGUUCCGAUGAACCACCUGUGGCAGAACCAGGCUCUCUACACUGUGUGCAACAGCUCCCUGUCUGAAUAUGGGGUUUUGGGUUUCGAGCUUGGUUUUGCAAUGGCAAGCCCUAAUGCCUUGGUGUGCUGGGAGGCUCAGUUUGGCGACUUCCACAACACAGCCCAGUGCAUCAUUGACCAGUUCAUCUGUGCAGGCCAAGCCAAGUGGGUCCGUCACAAUGGCAUCGUUUUACUGUUGCCCCAUGGGAUGGAAGGAAUGGGCCCGGAGCACUCGUCAGCACGGCCUGAGCGCUUCCUGCAGAUGAGCAAGGAUGACCCGGAUCGCUAUCCUGAAUUCACUGGAGACUUUGAGGUCCAGCAGCUCUAUGACUGUAACUGGAUUGUGGUCAAUUGUUCAACACCUGCUAGCUACUUCCAUGUGCUUAGAAGGCAGAACUUACUACCAUUCAGGAAGCCACUGAUCAUUUUCACACCCAAGUCUUUACUGAGGCUGCCAGAGGCCCGUUCCAGUUUUGAUGAGAUGAUCACAGGGACACAUUUCUUAAGGAUAAUUCCAGAUAACAGUCCUGCAUCGGAAAACCCAGAAAAAGUCAAAAGGGUCAUCUUCUGCACUGGAAAAGUGUACUAUGAGCUGGCAAAAGAAAGAAAACAGCUUCAGUUGGAGGAGGACGUUGCAAUUGUCAGAUUGGAGCAGAUAUCACCAUUCCCUUUUGACCUCAUCAAGGUUGAGGUUGAGAAGUACAGCAACGCUGAACUCAUAUGGUGUCAAGAGGAGCACAAGAACAUGGGCUACUAUGACUACGUAAGGCCACGUUUCCUCACAGUGCACCAUAGGAAUCCAAUAUGGUAUGUUGGCCGCGACCCUGCUGCAGCCCCUGCCACAGGAAACAAAUUCACUCAUCUGGCUGAGCUGAAGAGGUUCUUGGACACUGCGUUUAACCUUGAGGCAUUCAAGGGCAGGAGUUUUUGAUGCUUCUGUGUAAAUUAGCCUUUAAAAAUUCAAUAUAACUGGUAUCAACGCACAAUUCAUUAGAUAAAGUGAUUUUCAUGUUGCCAAAUUAUGUAAAAUUGUUGAAUUAUAUUGAAAAAUAGAGCACAAGAUGGCAAAUAUAAAGAAAUUAGUGUACUCAUUCUGUAGAUUUAGCCCUAGAUUUGCAGCAGAAAUCAUUUAUCCGUCUUAAGUAAUCUGUAUUCUUAUUUAUUUUUUUGUCCUCCAUAACUGUCACACUUGGCUUCAUCCGGAGACAUCAAACAGAUGGCAUGUAGACAAGUAACAAUAUUCUCUGUAGCUUCCUCAAAAUAUGCUUCCUUUUUAGACUUUAGGGUUCUUGUGGUGUUGAAGGCUUUGGGGAAUGAGGACAUUUAUAAUGUCAACAUGUCUGUGAUAACUUUGAAAUGCUAUACACACUGGGAAACAAAUAUAAGCAGGUAAAUAAAACAAUUAGCUUAAAUCAAAUAAGCACAAGUAUCUGAUGCAUUGUUUUUCGGUGUAAUUUUACUGUCCGCAAACUAAACCUUGUACAUGGUCAUACAUUAGUCUUCAUUCUAUGGCUGCUUAAACAGUUAAUCCUUGUCACUCGAGCUGGACAAAACAGCUGUAAACUGGAUUUUACUUAAAUCUAUGCUGUAGGUAAUUCAUUUGAUAAACACUUGCAAAAGUGAAUUUAAUGCAAAUGUUUAAAGGGUACAAAAAUUGUUAGAUAACGCACAUUCCUCAUAGGGGAAAAAGAUCCUACAUUUAAUUCACUGUGAUAGAUUGUGAUGAAUGAUAGAUGUUUCACAGCAAUAAUGCAAUAAACUGCGUGUCAGUGACAAACGAUGGAUGCUUUUUAUCAUUAAGCAUAUACCUGUGUGCACAUACGAGGUCUCUUCACAGGCAGUGUGCUUCCUUUAUACAGCAGGACACCAUUAGUGGACUCAUAACAUACAUGCCAAAAAACUGAUAAUGUCAACAUGGCUCACUUAAAGACUGGCUAUGUUUUGAAUAGUAUA
Molecule: messenger RNA, 5247 nt
Organism: Pimephales promelas (fathead minnow)
Lineage: Eukaryota; Metazoa; Chordata; Actinopteri; Cypriniformes; Leuciscidae
Source: RefSeq, a predicted model, not a curated record